AUGUCCGGAGACAUGGCGGUGCAGGCGGGCGGAGACGCGCAGCAGAAGCAGCAGCAGGACGUCGGCGGGAACCGGAUUCAGGUGUCCAGCUCCAAGAAGCCGCUAUUCUUCUACGUCAAUCUCGCCAAGAGGUACAUGCAGCAGCACGGCGACGUCGAGCUCUCCGCGCUCGGGCUGGCCAUAUCAACGGUUGUCACCAUUGCAGAGAUCCUGAAGAACAAUGGUCUUGCUGUCGAGAAGAGGAUUAGAACAUCUACAGUUGAAAUCAUUGACGAAACGAAAGCCCGACCAAUCCAAAAGGCUAAGAUUGAGAUAGUACUGGGAAAGACUGAUAAAUUUGAUGAAUUGAUGGUGGCCAAUGCUGGAGAUGCAAACGCAGGAGAUGGCGAGGAACAGACCUAG
Molecule: messenger RNA, 402 nt
Organism: Miscanthus lutarioriparius
Lineage: Eukaryota; Viridiplantae; Streptophyta; Magnoliopsida; Poales; Poaceae
Source: the annotation of a GenBank genome assembly